This is a messenger RNA of Recurvomyces mirabilis, 414 nucleotides long. RefSeq lists its product as uncharacterized. The record is from RefSeq and is a predicted model, not a curated record. Lineage: Eukaryota; Fungi; Ascomycota; Dothideomycetes; Mycosphaerellales; Teratosphaeriaceae. The transcript has a single exon. The coding region runs from base 1 to 414 and encodes 137 amino acids.
AUGAGCACCUCCGCCUUCUCCCCUCAUGACCCAUACCUUCUCAAAGCAAGCGGCCUCAUCGGCGCCUUCGUCACCCUCUUCGGCACCGCUAUCCUCGUCCGCCCUUCCUUCGGACUCUCAGCAUGGAAGUUCAUCUCGCCUACCGCAUCCAAGGACAAGCAACUGGCGCUUGAUCAGUUCCGGCUUUUCGGUGUUCGGGAGGCUUUCCUAGGGACCGCACUAGUGACUUGUUGGUUCCUAGGGGAGCCGAAAGUGCUGGGAUGGUUGAUGUUGGCUACGAUUCCCGUGGCGGUUGUGGAUGGGGUUGUGCAGAGGAGUCAGACGGGGGGUGGGGAGUGGUCCCAUUGGGGACUUGUGCCUGUUGUUUUUGGGUUGGGUGGGGGUUUGUUGGGAUGGUUCGAGCGGAUGAUUUGA